CGCUCUUUCCCAAAAGAUCGGGUAGAGAACUCGAAGCAAAUCUCUUCUUCCUUUUCCUUCUUGCUUCUUCUUCCGCUCCAUCAAUCUCUUCUCUUUGGGUAGGAGAGGGGAAGGAUGAUGCAGGAGCAGGCGACCAGCUCUCUUCCUUCGAGCAGCGAGAGGUCCUCGAGUUCUGCCCCCCAGAUGGAAGCUAAAGAAGGCAAGAAUGGAGAGCGACGAGGAGAUCAGGAGAGUUCCGGAAUUCGGGUUCGAGCUGGCCGGCCCGUCGACCUCAGGUCAGGAGGCUGGCUCAGGAACCGGUGCGGACCGGGCCCAGUCAGCCGCCCAGGCGGGGCAGCGGCGCCGAGGAAAGAGCCCCGCCGACAAGGAGCACAAACGGUUAAAGAGGCUGCUGAGGAAUAGAGUGUCAGCCCAGCAAGCCCGGGAGAGGAAGAAGGCUUAUCUGAAUGAUUUGGAGGCCAAGCUAAAGGAUUUGGAAACCAAGAACUCAGAACUGGAGGAGAGGAUCUCCACAUUGCAGAAAGAGAACAACAUGCUGAGACAAAUCUUGAAGAACACUACUGUUAGCAGGAGAGAAUCAAGCAGUAGCGCCAAUGGAGGUGGGGAAUGAUCCAAGCUUGCUUGAUAUUGGUGUCGUCCAUCAUGUCUCCAGUAUUGAGAUCACACAUUACUAAGUCUAAUUGGUGGAAGGGUUCUCAAGGGACUAAGAAAAGAAAAAGGCAUGCAUUUAUGAUCGACUAUGCUGUGGAGUUUGUAUCAAGUAGCAACUUUUGCGAUAAUCUCUGUAUCGGGAUGUGUUUUUUUCCUUUCAAGUGAGCACAGUGAAGUCGAUGAUGCCUCCUCUUAGGAAUUAUUAGGAGAGUGAAUUAUGAGGUAUCUUUUUUUUCAAUAAAGAGUUUAAAUCAA
Messenger RNA from Musa acuminata subsp. malaccensis (wild Malaysian banana), 906 nucleotides. Its product is annotated as transcription factor HY5. Gene Ontology annotation, cellular component: nucleus. Gene Ontology annotation, molecular function: DNA-binding transcription factor activity, RNA polymerase II-specific. Lineage: Eukaryota; Viridiplantae; Streptophyta; Magnoliopsida; Zingiberales; Musaceae. The record is from RefSeq and is a predicted model, not a curated record. Gene Ontology annotation, biological process: regulation of photomorphogenesis; response to far red light; red or far-red light signaling pathway.